Prorocentrum cordatum is the source of this 1995-nucleotide messenger RNA. The record is from the annotation of a GenBank genome assembly. NCBI's taxonomy places the organism in Eukaryota, Dinophyceae, Prorocentrales, Prorocentraceae.
AUGACUUGGGAAGGAGCGCCGCCCGCGCCCAAGGCGCCCGCGCCCAAGGCGCCGCCCAAGGUGGCCUGCAAGGUGUUCAGCAACUUCAGGGCCGCAGACUUCAUAACCGAGACUGACAAGGAUUACAUCGACGUUAACGAGGGGGACAUUGUGUGGAAGUUCCACGGCGAGGACGACGACGGGUGGGCCAAGGUGGUCCCCAAGUCCUCGCCGGAGCAGACCGGCUGGGUACCAGCGGCGUACUUGAAGGCGGUCCCGAAGUGUGGGCCUGUUGCCUUGAAGGCCAAGCCGCCAUCGCCGACAAUGCCGAAACAAGCCAGUAUGAAGGCACCUCCUGCCAGCAUAGGGCCGCCGCCGACGGGGCCGCCGGCCAAGAGCGGCGGAGCCGCGUCGGCGCAGCCGGAGGCAUCGCCAAUGCCGUGGCCGAUGCCCGGCCCGCCGGCGGCGUCGCAGGCAUCGCCGGAGCACGCGGACGAGGCGAGAGCGAUCAAGGGUUCCGAUGCGAGCCGCCGAGGUGGCACGAAGAGUUUCAGUCCAGCGCUCGAGGAGAAGGGAGGGUAUUCCGAUUUGCACAACCUGUGGAAGACUUUCAUUGCAGUACAGAACCGUCAAGGGGACUCGUACGCGCAUUUCGCGUCUCCGAAAGACAUGCGUGAGGUCAUCACGCACCCCGGCUAUGGUUUCGGCUCCCCAGCAGCGGCCGCUCGUGCCAUGCUCUCCUGCGUUGAGCAAAUCUGCGCGCCGCUCCAGAAAGAUGUACUGUGUGGGACCGGCACUUGCCAACCGAUGGCGUGUUCGGUUCUCUUCGAGGCGGACGCGCAAGAGGCACGUGACGCAGCAGCAGCUUGGAGACCGUCGACUGGAGACCUCCGAACUGGCAUGCGAGUGCACGUGCCUGAUACGAAACCGCUACACAGCUUCGUGAAGGGAGCGCGGGGCAUGGCGCAGACUAUAUCUACCGCUCUAGCGUUGGCCACCAAUCCAGUCCUGUUGAGGACCGAAGGGGGGCUAGGACAGCAAGUGCAGCUGGACAACACCAUCGCCUGCGAUCACGGCGGUCUGGUCACGAGUAUGCUGGACCUUGCCAGUGAAUGCCAGGCAGGCGCAGCUCACAAGGUCAGGAACAGCAUUGCCAGCUGCAUCAGGAGCGUUCGCUUCAGGUUCAGUGGCAGGGCGGCCCUUACAGCGCCGCCCCAGGGCCCCCGCGGCGCCCCGGCCGCGGCGGACGCGGCAGCGCCCGCGGCGCCCGCGGCGGAGGCGCCACCCGCGCGCCGCCAGGGGCCCGCCGCCGCCGCGUGCCGCGGCGCCCCGGCUGCUGUGGGCGCAGGCGCGCCCGCGGCGCCGGCGGCGCCGGCGGCGGAGCUGCGGGCCGCGGAGGAAAGCCGCCGGCGGCACGUUCCGAGCGCCCUCACGGUGCGGACGCUAUCCCGGGUGAAGAUUCUUAUCCGGGUGGAGACGCUAUUCCCGGCGAAGACGCUAUUCCCUGUGAAGAUGCUAUUCCGGAUGAAGACGCUAUUCCGGGUGAACACGCUAUUCCGGGUGAAGACGCUAUUCCUUGUGAAGACGCUAUUCCCGAUGAAGAUCCUACUCCGGGUGAAGACGCUAUUCCCGGUGAGGACGCUCUUCCCGGUGAAGACGCUAUUCCGGGUGAAGACGCUAUUUCGGGUGAAGACGCUAUUAUUUGUGAAGACGUUAUUCCCGGUAAAGACGCUAUUCCCGGUGAAGACGCUAUUCCCGGACGUGUCGGACGUCCCGUCCAUCUCCGACGAGGAGUUCGGCAUGGGCGAGCCCAGGAAACCCAGGACUGCCUGCGAGCCCCCGUGGUGGCCGCACAGGCAGAGUGGCGACGGCGAGCAGGGCCCUGCGCGUGUGACGGAGAGCGUGCUGGCAGUAUUUCCCCGCGCUGCUUGCGUGAUCUCUUUGCUCCUGCACGCGAUCUUGCGAGUCACGAAGCCACAAGAGCAGGCACAGCACAUGAGAAGUGUGGCACAAUAG